Molecule: messenger RNA, 1116 nt
Organism: Saccostrea cuccullata (small rock oyster)
Lineage: Eukaryota; Metazoa; Mollusca; Bivalvia; Ostreida; Ostreidae
Exons: 1
Coding region: 1-1116 (371 amino acids)
Biological process (GO): DNA integration
Molecular function (GO): nucleic acid binding
Source: RefSeq, a predicted model, not a curated record
AUGUCGGACUAUACGGAUUAUUUAAGAGAGCUCUACUACACCCCCGGUAAACCGGGUGCAUAUGCAGGUCCUGAAAAAUUAUAUCAGGCUGUUAAAAAGGAAGGCAAAUACAAGAUUGGUAGACGGAGGAUAAGACAGUUUUUAAACAAUGAAGAUUCUUAUAGCCUGUAUAAACCUAUUCGUAAAACAUUUCCGCGUUCAAAGGUGAUAGUGAACACAAUUGAUUCUAUGUGGGAUGGGGACUUGGCAGACGUUUCAAACAUUGCAUCCCAUAAUGAUGGUUAUAAAUUCCUCUUAGUGCUUAUUGACAUAUUUAGCCGAUAUUUAUUUAUUAUCCCCUUGAAAAAUAAACAUCACCAAAACAUUGUUGACGGUUUAAAAUCAGUUUUCCAAAGAGGAAGAAAACCUAAGACCCUUAGAACAGAUAAGGGUAGUGAAUUCAAAAAUCGUUGGGUAAAGACAUUUCUGAAGAAAGAGGGAAUCAACGUCAUGUACACUCAAAAUGAAACAAAGGCAAACUAUGCCGAACGGGAAAACCGAACCUACCGAUUUGUGAAUGUCUUGCAAGACCUGGUGAAAAGUUACAACAAUAGACCUCACAGAUCAUUAGGGGGGAAUGCCCCAGUUAAUGUAAACCAAGAAAAUGCCGAUGAAAUAAGACUAGCGGCUUAUCUGUCGACGAAUAAAAAACCAAACCUGGCAAAAAAUGAUCUGAACAAGCCUAAGGACUCGAGCAAAACAAAAGUGCCCAAAAAAAUAAAACCCUUUUUCAAAUUAAAAAUUGGAGAUAAUGUCAGAAUAUCACAGCUAAAACACCCUUUCCAAAGAGACUACCAGCAGAAAUGGACAGAAGAGUUUUUUAAAGUGAGUGAAAGAUACAAAAGAGGCCAAGUACCUGUGUACAAAGUAAAAGAUUUGGCAGACGACCCUAUAGAAGGUACUUUCUACGAGUCUGAGCUUCCAAAAGUCGUCAAGUCAGAUGAUGUUUCUUAUAGAGUGGACAAAAUACUUAAAAGAAGACGUCGUGGUACAACCAAGGAAGUGUAUGUGAAAUGGGAAGGAUGGCCAAAGAAAUUUAAUUCAUGGAUUCCAGAGAGUUCUCUCGAAAAACAAUAA